UUUCUGGAAGACAAAAUGAAAAACAGCAACUGUACUAAACCCAAUAAGGAAUUAUUUGAACACAGGGUACUGCCUAUUCUUUACAUCUUGGUGUUUAUUAUCGGACUGGUGCUGUAUGUGUGGGGAAUUAAGUCUUUGCUUCGUAACGGGAAGAAACUUCGAGGCAUCGAUAUCCUGGUUAUUAACCUUGGAGUAGCAGACAUGUUGUAUCUGCUUACUCUCCCCUUUCUGAUGGAUUACUAUCUCAAAGGGAAUGACUGGAUCUUUGGAGAAGCUUUCUGCACGAUAACAAGAUUCUGCUUCAAAAUGAACUUAUACUGCAGCAUCGGAUUCCUCACGUGUAUAAGCGUCUACAGGUACCUGGCCAUCGUUUAUCCAUUUGAAGCACUGAGGACAUUAACAGUGACUAACUCUGCAGUAAUCUCAGCCAUGGUAUGGAUUCUGGUGAGUGCUCAAAGUGUUCCAGACAUGUUUUUCCCUAAACAUUCAGGGAACAUGACUAACAAAUGUUAUGAUACAACUGAUUGGGAUAAGGUUGAGGAUUAUUUCCCCUACAGCCUAAGCGUGACAUUCCUUGGAUUCUGCAUCCCUUCUGGCAUCAUCGUUGGCUGCUACGGACAUGUGACUCUUGUUGUCUGCAGCUCAAAUACGGUGAAAACGGAUGUGAAACAACGAAGCUCAAAGCUGCUGGUUUUGCUGAUUCUUUACUUCUCGCUUUGUUUUGCUCCCUAUCAUGUCUUCAAGAACCUCAACCUUUAUUCCAGAGUCCUGAUGAAAGAGGGUACAUGCCCCCCAUGGAAUUCUGGAGUGUUCAUUGCACAUCAGGCCAGUCGUGGUCUUGUGAGCCUGAACAGCGCUCUCAACCCGCUGGUUUACCUCAAUGUAAAUGAGGAUAUGGGAACUCAGCUCAGGCAGCUGCUGCAGGGAAGUCGACAGAUAUCCCGUCGUUUGUUUCAGUCAAAAUCCAGCUCUGAAACACAGACUGAGCAAGAAGUUGAUAGUCCUAGGAAAGAAAGUGCUCUUUUAAAUGAACUGCAUCAUGUGUGAUAUUUUGCAUUAAGCAAAAGUUUGUACAGUUUUGUAUGCUUUGUGUUACUACAACAGGCUUAAUAUUCAGUUCAAUCUGAGAUUGACUCAGAUGAUUGAGGAUGUUGACAGGAGCCAUCUAGCCAGAUGCUAGAAAUUUCAUAAUUAAAUAAGAGAUAAAGCUAAACCAGUUUCACUUUUACUGCUGUAUAACAGAUAAGGAUUAUAAAAUGUGAGAAUGGUGUA
This is a messenger RNA of Fundulus heteroclitus (mummichog), 1272 nucleotides long. RefSeq names its product P2Y purinoceptor 1-like. Gene Ontology annotation, cellular component: membrane. Gene Ontology annotation, molecular function: neuropeptide receptor activity. Bases 16 to 1047 code for a protein of 343 amino acids. The record is from RefSeq and is a predicted model, not a curated record. The transcript has a single exon. NCBI's taxonomy places the organism in Eukaryota, Metazoa, Chordata, Actinopteri, Cyprinodontiformes, Fundulidae. Gene Ontology annotation, biological process: G protein-coupled receptor signaling pathway.